ACCAGCGUUUACGUCACGGCGGUGCGCCGGAAGUGGCUGAGGAUUGCGCCAGAAAUCCGGGAAGUGGCAGCUUUAGGAUUUUUCUGCUGGCUCUGACUCCGGUCCUGCGAUGGGUUGCGACGGGGGAACAAUCCCCAAGAGGCAUGAACUGGUGAAGGGGCCGAAGAAGGUUGAGAAGGUCGACAAAGAUGCUGAAUUAGUAGCCCAAUGGAACUAUUGUACUCUAAGUCAGGAAAUAUUAAGACGACCAAUAGUUGCCUGUGAACUUGGCAGACUUUAUAACAAAGAUGCCGUCAUUGAGUUUCUCCUGGACAAAUCUGCAGAAAAGGCUCUUGGGAAGGCAGCAUCUCACAUUAAAAGCAUUAAGAAUGUGACAGAGCUGAAGCUUUCUGAUAAUCCUGCCUGGGAAGGGGAUAAAGGAAAUACUAAAGGUGACAAGCAUGAUGACCUCCAGCGGGCACGUUUCAUCUGCCCCGUUGUGGGCCUGGAGAUGAAUGGCCGACACAGGUUCUGCUUCCUUCGGUGCUGCGGCUGUGUGUUUUCUGAGAGAGCCUUGAAAGAGAUAAAAGCGGAAGUUUGCCACACGUGUGGGGCUGCCUUCCAGGAGGAUGAUGUCAUCGUGCUCAAUGGCACCAAGGAGGAUGUGGAUGUGCUGAAGACCAGGAUGGAGGAGAGGAGGCUGAGAGCGAAGCUGGAAAAGAAAACAAAGAAACCCAAGGCAGCAGAGUCUGUUUCAAAACCAGAUGUCAGUGAAGAAGCCCCAGGACCAUCAAAAGUUAAGACAGGGAAACCUGAAGAAACCAGCCUUGAUUCUAGAGAGAAGAAAAACAACUUGGCUCCCAAAAGCACAGCAACAAAUGAGAGCUCUUCUGGAAAAGCUGGGAAGCCUCUGUGUGGAGCCGCAAAGAGGUCCAUCGCUGACAGUGAAGAAUCCGAGGCCUACAAGUCCCUCUUUACCACUCACAGCUCCGCCAAGCGCUCCAAGGAGGAGUCUGCCCACUGGGUCACCCACACGUCCUACUGCUUCUGAAGCCCACAAUGCCACCGCUCCUGCCCCAGAAGGUUGUUUAGUUUCCACGUAGGCAGGUUGCUGUGCACCUCUGAGUGCACUGCUGUGUGUUCUCUCUAGCUCUGUGUCAUAAAGCUGUCCUGGCCAGCGUUCAAGAUGGUGUGGUCACUCUUGCUGUGAGGCGUGUGGGUUCCAGGGGGGACAUGGGAGGGGCUGCACAGUGGCCCGAGGUCAUACUUGCUUCCACCUGCAGGUGCAUUUGGUCCUUUCCAUGGCCAGGAAGCCCUGUGGGCUGCACUUUUUAUGCUUGCAGUAACAAGAGACUCCAGAGUCCUCACUGGUGCAGAGUUGGCACAUAUUAACUACAAUUCUAAUGAUUUUGCUACCAGCAAUAAAUUAAGUAGGCCAAGUGAAACUGGCUUUAGAAAGGAUGGAUUUCAAAUACACUGUGCUCACUAGAAGCUUUGAAGAGCCUCGUCCCUCUGCUACAGCCCUGGGAGGAGCCAGGAUCCUUGUUGGUCUAGCUAAAUACUAUUAGGGGAGUCUGCCCCAUCUCAUCAUUUUGAAGACAGCAGAGUCUUGGUUGGGCACCCAGUGAUUGGGUUCAAAAAUAAAGCUGGUCUGCCUCUUCUCU
Molecule: messenger RNA, 1643 nt
Organism: Rhinopithecus roxellana (golden snub-nosed monkey)
Lineage: Eukaryota; Metazoa; Chordata; Mammalia; Primates; Cercopithecidae
Gene: RTF2
Product: replication termination factor 2
Exons: 9
Coding region: 110-1030 (306 amino acids)
Biological process (GO): mitotic DNA replication termination; site-specific DNA replication termination at RTS1 barrier
Cellular component (GO): nucleus
Source: RefSeq, a predicted model, not a curated record